GGGAACCCCACCCUCCCGGGGCUUUCCUUUGGUGAAUUGACAUUUCCCACUAGAGGGGACCUGUUUUCCGUUAAACUUUGUUGGCACCGAAGUGGUUCCAGAUGUUUCAAAGCGUCAGCCGGGAGGAGACUCAUCGCUCCAGUUAAUAUUUCAACCAUUAAACCGCCUGCAAUAAAAGCCGAGUUUCCGCUUGAAAAGCGCUACGCCGCUGGAUCCUUUCCCUCUUCACCUGAGUUUCCUGAGCUGCCGACAUGGCGCAAGGAUUCUUCGUCAGUAAAACGCUGGUCCUGGUCGGAGUCCUGAUCAGCGCAGCUGCCCUCGCCACUAUCAUCGCCCUGGCCGUGGUUUACGCUCAGGAGAAGCAGAAGAAUUCGGGGAGUGACCUGCCCGAAAUCCCCGACACGGAUUCCCCGUCGCCAAGCUCCCUCCCGACCAGCUCCCUCCCGACCAGCUCCCUCCUGCCGCCAAGCUCCCCAACGCCGACGCCUCCACCUCAACCCUGGGACAAAUACCGACUGCCCGAGACUCUAAAACCCGAACAUUAUGACCUGUUGCUCUGGCCGCGGCUGGAUAAGGAUCCGCAAAAGAAUUAUUAUUUCACCGGUUCUUCCACUGUUUUCUUUCGCUGCCAUCAGGACACGGAUGUGAUCCUGAUUCACUGCAACAAAUUGACUUUGGCCAAGUGGGAGGAUGGAGAACUGGCCAAACUGCACACCACAGACGAUUCACCCCCCCCAAAAAUAGAAAGAUCAUGGUUAACAAAUGAUACUCAAUAUCUAGUGAUCAAACUGCGCUCCAAACUGUCCAGCGGUACAAAUUAUUCCCUGUCUACAGAAUUUGAAGGCGCUUUGGCGGAUGAUCUCUCGGGGUUUUACAGAAGCGAAUACAUCAAUGAACACGGAAAAACCAGAGUUAUUGCAACAACUCAGAUGCAGCCCACGGAUGCUAGGAAGGCAUUUCCAUGCUUUGAUGAGCCAGCAAUGAAAGCAACGUUCAACAUAACUCUGAAAUAUAAAGAGGAAUACAAAGCAAUCUCCAACAUGCUACCACUUGAUAAUUACACCGUAACAGAAAAUAAGAUCAAUUGGAAAGUUACUACAUUUAAUCAAACACCCAAGAUGUCUACUUAUCUACUUGCUUUCAUUGUUUCUGACUUUGAGUAUCUGAAUGAAAUUGCAAAUGGAACUUUGAUCCGCAUUUGGGCAAGAAAACAGGCAAUUGAUGAAGGACAGGGAAACUACGCAUUAAACGUUACUGGGAAAAUUCUACAGUUUUUUGAAAGUUACUACAACAUUACCUAUCCACUUCCAAAAUCAGACCAGAUUGCGCUUCCUGAUUUUAAUGCUGGUGCAAUGGAGAACUGGGGUCUUGUCACCUACCGUGAGACAGCACUCCUAUAUCACCCCGACCUGUCGUCUGCUGGCAACAAGGAGAGAGUUCUAAAGGUCAUUGCACAUGAACUGGCUCAUCAGUGGUUUGGAAACCUGGUAACAAUAAAAUGGUGGAAUGACCUGUGGCUGAAUGAAGGAUUUGCCUCUUAUGUCGAAUACCUGGGCGCAGAUAAGGUUGAGCAAGGCUGGAAUGUGAAAGAUCUGAUUGUCCUGAAAGAUGUUUACAAAGUGUUUGCUAUCGACGCUUUAACUUCAUCUCAUCCUCUUUCUUCCGAUGAAAUUGAGAUUAACACACCUGCAGAAAUCAAUGAGCUUUUUGAUGCAAUUUCCUACAGCAAGGGAGCAUCUAUUCUUCGCAUGCUUUCUAAUUUUCUCACUGAACGUGUAUUUGUCAAAGGGCUCAAUGCCUAUCUUCAGAAAUUUUCAUAUGGGAAUACAGUAUAUACAGAUCUCUUUGGAUGUCUACAGGAGGCUGUGAAUGAGUCUAACUUAAAAUUACCUGGAACAAUUAACGAAAUUAUGAGUCGAUGGACGCGACAGAUGGGUUUUCCAGUCGUUACUAUAGAUACCAAAAGUGGACAUGUCUCUCAAAAACACUUCCUUCUGGAUCCAAAUUCAACUGUGACUCGUCCUUCAAAGUAUAAUUAUACAUGGAUUGUGCCAAUUACAUGGAUGAAAAGAAAUUCAGCACCGCAAACGGAUUGGCUUUUGAAUUCCCAAGGAUUAUUUCCUAUUAUGAACCCUAGUGGAGAUGAGUGGAUCUUGGCCAACAUUAAUGUUACAGGAUAUUACAGAGUGAAUUAUGAUGAGGAAAACUGGAAAAAACUUGUGAAUCAUUUGUUAAUAAAUCACACAGAUUUACCAGUCAUAAACAGAGCCCAGAUAAUGGCCGAUUCCUUCAAUCUUGCAAGAGCCAAGUAUCGUAACACCACAGCGGCACUGGAAACAACAAGAUACCUGUCCAAAGAAUUGGAAUAUAUUCCCUGGGAGGCAGCUCUGGAAAACUUGGCUUACUUUCAGCUCAUGUUUGACCGUAAUGACGUGUUUGGACCCAUGAGGGACUACAUGAGGCAACAGGUGGAAAAUUUGUACAAUCAUUUCAAAACGGAGACUAACAACUGGACAAAAUUUCCCGACAGUCUCAUGGACCAGUAUAGCAUGAUCAAUGCGGUGAGGGUCGCCUGUGGACAUGGCCUCCUGGACUGUCAAGAAAUGGCACAAGCAUUUUACAGGAAAUGGAUGAAUAAUUCUAUGGUUAAUCCCAUUCCUGUUGAUCUGAAGUCAUCAGUUUAUUGCAAUGCAAUAGCCUUGGGGAACGAGAAGCAGUGGGACUUUGCAUGGAAAAUGUUACAGAAAACUACAAUAGCCACAGAAGCGGACAAGCUACGAUCAGCCCUGGCCUGUACCAAACAGUCCUGGCUACUCAAUCGAUAUCUUGAAUAUACUUUGGAUACCAGUAAGAUUAGAAAGCAAGAUGCCACAAAAACCAUUAUUUCCAUUGCCAGAAAUGUGAUCGGUCAACCUCUGGCAUGGGACUUUAUCAGGGCAAAGUGGAAGUACAUCUAUCAGCAAUAUGGUGGUGGAUCAUUUUCAUUCUCGUCAUUGAUAAAGGGAGUGACAGAACGAUUUUCAACAGAAUUUGAGCUGCAACAGCUCGAGCAGUUUAAAAAAGAUAACCAGGAGAUUGGAUUUGGUUCCGGGACUCGGGCACUGGAACAGGCUUUGGAGAAUACCAAGGCAAAUAUCAAAUGGGUUGAUGAAAACAAGGAUUCUGUUAAAAAAUGGUUUAUCACAGCUGUGAAACCCCAAAGUUCUAAAAUCAAGAGUCUCUUGUAAAUAGAAAAUCUCUUUGAAAUAUGUUUCUAAAUGCAAUUGAGGCCAAGAAUUUUCCAAUGAGAAACAUCAGCAGACCAGUUCUGUUGAGGAGAAUGAUUUAUUAGUUAUGCCUAAAACAACAGAGGAAAUAAUUUCAAGCCAUAUUUGAGUACUGAAAGUAAAGAACUCAAACCAUAAAUGCUGUGCAAGCCAACGCAUUUCGAGCCAUGUCAUAUCACUCCAAAUUGUGCAAUGUUGCAAUUUCAAGACAUUGCCGACCAUAACACAUUAGUACAUUCUGAUUGAAUGCUGGAGUGUAAUAUUUCUUUCCAAGUUGUUGCACAUCACAUCAUACCAAACACAAGCUGAAUAAUACCAAAACUCUUAGAGAGAGAGAGAGAAUGGAAAUGGACCUUAGGCAGUUUCUAUAGUCGCAGCUCCCCACUGUUGCUAUCAGCCACUGAACAUUCAUUUGGCUCUUUGCUGAAACAUUACAUUGGACCCUUUACCCAAUGACUUUGCCUAUUUUGUUGUGCUGAUGAGAUGCUUUUCCUAUGAUUUUUUGUGCCACUUCCUUUCAGUGUUGCAUUAUUUUUAUUGCUUAUUGGGAAUUUCUAGAUUUAAACAUUUUCAGUUGUUCCAUUCACAAUGUCACCUUUUGAAAUUUAUAUUGUUUAAAGCAAAAUAUGAAAUAGGCUUUAGAAUAGAUAUCUUAGUGCUGUCAGGCCAGCCUUGGGAAAUGGUUAACACUAUUACACAGCAGGGAACUUGAUCAAUUAAAUAAAUGUCUUCAUUGGAGGAGGAGAAAUUGUCACAAGUAUAUGAUUUGAAAUAAUAUGAAAUAAUCUGAUGGAUUAAUUCAGCUUUGAAAAAAUAAUUCUUGGUACAUAAUUAUUCCUUUUAAAUCAAUAACUUUCAUUAAUAGUUACAUCCUUUGUUCUGUAGGUAUGUCACUCAUCAGUUCCAGGAAGGGUUCAAAUAGCCAGUCAUUUGAUAAUGCUUCUAAAUAGCACCUGAGACAGUAAAAUAGUUAAUCAAAUUAAUUUUGCUAAAUUUAACAACAGAAGUCUGCAGCAAGAGAAAAUACCUCAGAGAGCUCCUGUCAGCAAAACAAAACUGAUGCAAGGUCGUUCAGAGCUUAACAGAUUCAUUUUCAUGCAGGAUCUGGUCCAACAGCCUAAAACACAGCAUUGGAACUAAAACCAAACUGCCAGAGAAAUAUUCCCAGAAAGAUAAUCAUAAUUAAUUGCUGAGGUUUGCAACAUAUAAGUACGUUGUACAGGUUAGCACAGCAUUGUUCCAUUAAUCUUGAUCCCAUCCUGUACCAGGCCCUGGCAAUUUUACAGCAGGGAAUUAAAGAAUUGAAUGAUGAUUACAACUUAGUUGCAACAUUGAGGGAACCCGCGGGAAACAGUUUAAGAGUGUAACUUGCAUCUAUAGCACAAUCUGAACUGUUUAUUGUAACUUUCUGAAAUAAAAGUUGACAUUGAA
Molecule: messenger RNA, 4697 nt
Organism: Carcharodon carcharias (great white shark)
Lineage: Eukaryota; Metazoa; Chordata; Chondrichthyes; Lamniformes; Lamnidae
Product: aminopeptidase N-like
Exons: 20
Coding region: 252-3227 (991 amino acids)
Biological process (GO): peptide catabolic process; proteolysis
Cellular component (GO): cytoplasm
Molecular function (GO): metalloaminopeptidase activity; peptide binding; zinc ion binding
Source: RefSeq, a predicted model, not a curated record